CAAGUUAUCUAUGACAAGUGUUAUCCAUGUUUGUCGUAUUAUUACAUUAUCAGGAUCAAGAAUUUUCUUCGAAAGAAUUUGUAAUGUCUUCAUAAAUUUUAACUCUAUACGUUUAUUGUAUAUCUCCUUUAUCUUGUAAUAACUGGCCUGUGUCGAUAAAUAUACAAAAUGACGUUAACAGUCGACAAGCUAUUCAAUAAACAAAGGUUUACGGGCGAUAAUCUAUUGCAGUUUCUCUUCUAUUUACCUUUGGGGCUACUUUUUAUGAGUUUAAGAAUUAUUCUGGGAUUGAUAUUAUGGAUUGCUGCGAUUAUUCUACCUGAUAAAUCAGGUGUGCGACAGAUAUUGUCCACACUCGCUUGUUGGACGUUUGGUGUUUAUGUAAAAUUGAAAGGCAACAGGGAUCCACGGUGCAGUGUACUGGUGGCCAAUUAUGUGUCUUGUUUGGAUUCUCUAGCGGCUUCACAUGUUCUUGGAACUAUUAGCCUAAGAAAAUGGAAAGUGCCGCCAUUUUUUGCUUCAACUCUCGGUAUACGAAAUGCAUCACAAUUUAUAAGAAAGCAACACUUUGCUGACAGCUCAAGUAAGCCCAUCCUGCUGCAGCCAGAAGGAUGCCCCACUAACGGCAAAGCCCUGCUCAAGUUCACAGAUUGGCCCUUCCCCAUCGGCAACAGGGUGCAACCAGUUGCUAUACGUGUGGAGCGAGCGAUGAGCGCGGUGUGCGUGCGGGGUGCGGGCGGGGGCGGGGGCGGGCUGGCGCGGCAGCUGUGCGAGGACGCGCUGUGGUACCUCACCGCGCCCGCCACAGUGUACACGCUGCGCCUGCUGCCGCCGCUCGACCGCGACGCUGACGACGACGCCGCCUUCUCCCGCCGCAUCGCACUCGCGCUGGCUGACGCGCUACAGAUCCCGGCGACGGAGUUCAGAUGGGAGGAGCUGCCGGUUGCAAGUGCGAGUGGGGGUGGGGGUGGAGGUGCGGCAGGUCGAGGUGGUGCGCGGGGCGGUGCGCGGGGUGCGGGCGGGGCGGAGUCUCUGGUGCGUAUGGCACGCAAAGUGCGCGAGGUGCUGCCCGCUGUGCCCGAGCGUGAUGUACUGCGCGACCUCGCUAAAACACGAAGCGUGGACGUGACUAUAACGAACUUCCUGGAGGGCAUAACUCCGUACACACCGGAAGCGGCGCCCCCGAAGGCGCAGGCGCAGGCCCCGCCCCCAGCGGAGCCCCGCCCCGGACCCUCGCGGGAGCCGCCCAAGUACGUGAUCCCCGCACCCACUGGCGUCUUCCCCAAGACCGCCAAGGAGCGUCAGCUCAGCUUCCAGGAGAAGAAGGCGCAGAUGAUCGCUGAAGCCAGGCAGAAAUACAUUGAAAAGCACGGACUCGAUGUCGCGAACUGUUGAACACGUCGCUUGUAAUUUUACGAUAGAUAACAUCGGAUUGUGUUUGUAUAUUGAAAGUUGAUAGUAAUCAUUGAAUUUGAAUUAAAAUUGUGAUAUAAAUUA
Papilio xuthus (Asian swallowtail) is the source of this 1497-nucleotide messenger RNA. RefSeq names its product ancient ubiquitous protein 1. The coding region runs from base 169 to 1395 and encodes 408 amino acids. The record is from RefSeq and is a predicted model, not a curated record. The transcript is spliced from 8 exons. Gene Ontology annotation, biological process: ERAD pathway. Gene Ontology annotation, molecular function: ubiquitin binding. NCBI's taxonomy places the organism in Eukaryota, Metazoa, Arthropoda, Insecta, Lepidoptera, Papilionidae.